Messenger RNA from Acipenser ruthenus (sterlet), 5743 nucleotides. Its product is annotated as mast/stem cell growth factor receptor kita-like. NCBI's taxonomy places the organism in Eukaryota, Metazoa, Chordata, Actinopteri, Acipenseriformes, Acipenseridae. The transcript is spliced from 21 exons. Gene Ontology annotation, cellular component: signaling receptor complex. Gene Ontology annotation, molecular function: ATP binding; transmembrane receptor protein tyrosine kinase activity; cytokine binding. The coding region runs from base 109 to 3015 and encodes 968 amino acids. The record is from RefSeq and is a predicted model, not a curated record. Gene Ontology annotation, biological process: Fc receptor signaling pathway; positive regulation of cell migration; positive regulation of receptor signaling pathway via JAK-STAT.
CAUGGAAAUGAGUCAGAGCUGUGUUUGUAGUCAGGCAGCUGAAGCACACUGAGGCAGGCAGAUGCAAACGUGUGGCGUACAUAAGUAGAUAUCAAUGGAAUAGUGACAAUGGACUGUUCUUUGGGUUUGCUUUUUACCUUGGUGCUGUUAGGCUUCCAACAAGGUUGGGCUAAGCCUGUGAUCAAGCCAGGUUUCUCCAGUUUAGUUGUAAUCAAAGGGGACAAAAUUGAACUUCAGUGCCAGGAUAACUCCAGUGUGCAGUGGUUUUUGGAAAGGUCUGGACGGACAAAUUUGAAAAGAAAUAUCAAGAUUGAGGGUGGCUCCAGUAAAAUUGUUAUUGCUAAAGUAGAACCCAGAAACAUGGGAAGAUACGUUUGCGUCAAUAAUAACUCUUCCCUUGAGAGCUCCAUCUAUGUGUUUGUAAAAGAUCCUGAAAAACUUUUUUCUCCUUCAAUUAUUACGGAGCUUUCAGUAAAGGAAGGAGAGGAUCCAGUCAUUAGGUGUCUUGUGACGGACCCGGAGGUCACAGACUUCAAACUGGAGAGAUGCGGGGAUGAGCCACUUCCCAAGGAUCUGAAAUCUAUUGUCAGUGUUGAAAAGGGUAUUACCAUUAAAAAUGUGCAGAAGAGUUUUGAGGGAUGCUAUAUUUGUUCUGCCAAACAUAAUGGAGGGAAGAUAUGGAAGUCGAAAUCAUACAAUUUACAAGUUUAUCCAGCUCAAGUACAGCCUCCAAAUAUUACUCUUGAUGAAGUUAAAGUUAUUCUAAAGGAAGGGGAGGUGUUUGAAGUUAAAUGCAAAGCCCGUAAUGUGGAUCACGAGAUGGAGAUGAAGUGGAAUUAUUCAAAAAAUGCGGCUCCUACACAAAAAGAUAAGUCUCAUUCCAAACUGAACUUCUUUGAAAUGGAAUCAACGCUGCACAUUGACUCUGUAAAUAUCACUGAUUCUGGGAAUUAUACUUGUGAAGCAAAAAAUCACUUGGGAUCCUCGUCGGCUACAGUGUUACUGAAUGUUUUAGAGACAGGAUUCAUAAACAUGUCCAUUCCUGGGGACAGAACUGUCGAAGUUAACACUGGAGAAAACCUUAUUUUGCCAGUAGAAUUUACAGCAUACCCACGGCCUGACAAACUGUACUGGAUGUACAUGAAUGUAACUUUACAGAAUGACUCUAUCACUUCAGAAGAAAACGGCUACAGGUACAGCAGCAAACUGAACCUUGUGCGUUUGACAGGAACAGAAGGAGGGAAUUACACAUUUUUUGCAUCUAGUUCAGAUACCUCCUCCAGUAAAACAUUUACAGUUCAUGUCAAAAGUAAGCCAGAGAUCAUUUCUCAAGACGGACCAAUUAAUGGCACAGUCGGGUGUAUCGCUGCUGGCUACCCAGUUCCUGAAGUGUCCUGGUACUAUUGUCUGGGGCCUCAUAAACGCUGUUUUGGCCAACCCAAUGCUACUAAGGAGGAGGGCGUCAGCAUCAACCUAUCAAGCCCAGCCUUUGGCAGAAGACAAAUUGAAAGCAGAAUGAAUGUUUCCAAGCUGCACACAAAUAUUACAUUGGAAUGCCUGGCUCAGAACGAUGUUGGCCAGGGUUAUUACAUAUUUAGAAUAGAAAUAGAAGAGAGGACAGUGGCCCAUGAACUCUUCACUCCUUUGCUGAUCGGGUUUGUAGCAACAGCAGCCGUGCUGUGUGGUGUUCUUGCAAUCCUCAUCUACAAGUAUAGUCAGAAACCAAAGUAUCAGAUUCAGUGGAAAGUCAUUGAGGGAAUGAAUGGAAAUAAUUACGUCUAUAUUGAUCCAUCCCAACUGCCAUAUAACCAUAAAUGGGAAUUCCCCAGGGAUAAACUACGCUUUGGUAAAACGCUUGGUUCUGGUGCUUUUGGAAAGGUUGUGGAGGCAACUGCUUAUGGGAUGUCAAAAGCUGACAGUGUGAUGACCGUUGCUGUCAAAAUGCUGAAACCAAGUGCCCAUUCCACUGAGAAGGAGGCUCUGAUGUCAGAACUCAAGGUCUUGAGCUACCUUGGACAUCACAUGAACAUUGUCAACCUACUAGGAGCCUGCACUGUGGGAGGCCCAACACUGGUAAUCACUGAGUACUGCUGUUUCGGGGACCUUCUGAACUUUCUGAGGAAGAAGAGAGACUUGUUCAUUUGCUCCAGUUUUGUAGAAUCACAUUACAAGAAUAUUUUAUCUGAAGCAAAAAGUGAUGACAGUAAAAGUGGCUACAUGACAAUGAGACCUUUCAUACCAGGUGUCAGCCCAUUGAAGUCCACAUUAGAGAAUAGGAGAUCAUUAAGGAAAGGAUCAUACAGUGAUAAAGACAAUGAAAUGUUACAAGAUGAUACAAUGGCCCUGGACACAGAAGUUCUUUUGAGUUUUUCUUAUCAAGUUGCUAAAGGGAUGAGCUUCCUUGCUUCCAAAAAUUGCAUUCACAGGGACCUGGCCGCAAGAAACAUUCUUAUUACACCAGGACGAGUGGCUAAAAUUUGUGACUUUGGUCUGGCUAGAGACAUUAAAAAUGAUUCCAACUACGUUGUCAAAGGCAAUGCACGGCUUCCUGUAAAGUGGAUGGCUCCAGAAAGCAUUUUUGAGUGUGUGUACACAUUUGAAAGCGAUGUCUGGUCUUAUGGCAUACUACUGUGGGAAUUAUUCUCUUUAGGCAGCAGCCCUUACCCUGGAAUACCAGUAGACUCCAAGUUCUACAAGAUGAUCAAGGAAGGCUACAGGAUGGUUGGACCUGAAUUUGCACCCGAUGAAAUGUGUGAUAUAAUGAAGGCGUGCUGGGAUGCUGAUCCAUUGGAAAGACCCUCAUUCGGACAAAUCGUAGAGAAGGUUGAAUGGCAGCUAUCAGACAGCACGAAGCAUAUCUAUUUAAACUUUUCGAACAAGUUUUCCAACAGAGAGGAACUGGCUGCCCACUCCUUGCGACUCAGUUCUGUUGGCAGCAGCACUGCAUCCACGCAGCCACUUAUCCUGGGUGAUGAUGUAUUUUUUGACGAAGAACAGAGACACGAGAGUGUUUGAUCUUACAAAGCCUUUUGGUCAGUGCAUAGUAAACCUGCACAGAGAAACGAGUGCCUAAGAAAACUCUAAUGGGCAUUAGAGUUUUCCGCCUCCCCAAAAACAUUGCAGACCAAAAGGCCUUGUGAACUAGUGACAAUAUAGACAGAAAGUCACAAUUAUGAGGAAACAUUUAUUAACAAAACAAUUGUGCUUUUUCAGUUCUGCAAACAAAAACUUGGCAAAUGUGCAUAACUGGUAACAAAUUACAAACUACUUACUGUAUAUAAAGCAUUGUUGACAAUGGUCUGCAAAUUAAUUCAGUUUCAAGUGGAAGUUAUAUUGUUAUUAAAGUUAAAUUAAAAUAAAAUGAAAUGUUAUUGGGAUAAAUACCACAAAAUAGAUAUUCUGUUUUUAUACAUUUCAAUUUAAAAUGCAAAUAUGAAAUGUUUGUUAGUUGUAUUUUAUUAUAUAUUAUUUUAUUAUUUUGGUACAUUAUGUAAGUGCUGGAAGCAGGCAGUCCAGACCCAUUACUGUGGGUUAGAGGUAAAAAAAAACAAAAAAAACAAGAGAAACAAAUGCUUAAGUUAUACGCUGUGUAAUGUAUCAUGUUAAUGCAAACUGUAUUAUGGUGUAUACAUUUCAAUAUGUUCUUAAUUUUGGAGAUAUUUUGAUGUUUGCAAGUUGAAAGACUGAUAAACCAUUUUAGCCAAAUUAUUCUAUUUCUUAAGCCUAAAAUCACGGUUUACUUGGUACAGUACUGUAUGUAGCAGACUUGCUUAUGUCAGCAGUGUGACAAGAGAAAGAUAACAUAUUUUAAUUCUCAAAAAAUGUAAGAUGUCCAUGUAAAAAGAAACAUGUUGGGAAUCUUUUUUUUUUUUUUUUUACUGUUUGGUAUUCUGUAUCUGGGGUUGGAAAAUGCAGACUUUUUAUUGUUUGGUGGCAUUGGCAUGGUAAGGGGGGGGGGGGGGAUGGAAGGGCAUUAUGUUUUGCAUUGUAUAUUUAUUCUUUUUAAUAUUAAGCUUGAUUGCACUCAAAGAUGUAUUUUUUUAUGUUGUGAUUUUUUAAUAUUUUUUUAUGGAUGUGCAGUAAAUAGUAUUUAAUGAUUCAUAUGGUAUAUUUUGUCUUGGAGACAUCAAUAUCAUUAAAUUAAACGUCAACUGUAAGAUUAUGUGCACACAGUAGCAGUAAAUAAGGAUCAUAAUAUGGUGCAAAACUGGAUUUGCAUUACAUUUCAAAGGUCCAGUCAUACUACAGAUUGUCUUUGAGCAUCGUUGAUAGUGAUUGUGAUGUCAUCAAUAGAUGUACUGUGGCCUGGCCAAGCUUGACAUGAAUGUUGGUUUGUUGUAACAAGGCCAAAUGUGUGCAAUCUUUUGCUGCCAUUUAAACUUUUGCAAACUUGAAAAUGUACAUUGGUUGAUUAGAAAAACAGUACAUCGUCUAUACUUUUUUCCAACUAUUUCCUCACAAGGUUUCACUUGGAUUGAGGAAGGUACGUUUUCAAUACGUGAUUCAUCACUGCACAAACAAAGGAACAUUUGUGUACGCUUCCCUUAUCUGAGUAAAUAAGGCAUUGUCUAGAAGAAUUUCACAAAAUCAUUAAGUAGACUGGUACAGCAGAUUUUAGAAUCAUAAAUCAAAAAACUAAAAAAAAAACCUAUACCAACAAAAUAUUGAAAGCUUCACUUUAUUGCAAUUGAAGUGUACCUUCACACCGAGUCUACAUUAAUGACUUACAAGAAGAGCCUACAAGAAGUGACUUACAAAGAAAGCUAAUUCCGCUCCUUACUAAAAAACUACACUCCCUCACAUUAGAGAUUCUCAAUGUUGUUGUUUUUUUGUUGUUUUUUUUUUAAAGAUGUAUAGCAUGUCAGAAAAUUGAAGGUAAAUAUUGUAUGUGUAUCUCACCACAACAGCAAAGGUCAAGUUUUUAUACAUUCAAUGUUUGUGCUGUUUUAAAAAUGGAAAGUUUCCAGAAUGUUCUGUGGACCCUGUGCGUAACCUCAGGGACCUUUAAUCAAGUAUAGGUUAAACAAGGAAAAUCUUGAAGCAAAAAACUGAAAUCUACCAUCUAAAAUGUUAUUGGUAUGAGACAAAAAAACACCACGUGAAAGUUUAUCAGAAUCACCCAAGAAAGUUGGUAUGUCAUGGGAAAAAAAAGCCACCAGUCGUGACAUUUAUUUAGUCUUCCCCCACCGAGAAUAUAAUUUACAAAUUAGAUAUAUAUGUAGUGUGUACCUGAGAAAAUGUAGUUUAGUUUUGUCUCCAGUAUUUCAUUACACUGGAGGUAUGGUAACAUGAAUUCACUGUGCGCACACACUAUACUUUUUUUUUUUAUGUAAAUAAAUGUUUUAAGCUUCUGGCAUUAAUGCUUUUGACACUGUAAAUAUUCAAAAUGUUAUUCAAUUGUCAUUCCUGUAUAUUUGGGUAAAUAUACCUUACUAUUUCACAAUGACCCAUUUAUUUAACAUAAUUAUAAUUAUGUUCUGCAUAUUGGAGUAAUGUUACAUUUGGCUCUUUCAGCUUCGAAGAUUGUUUUUUUGUAGCUAUUAGCAUUAUAUUCUGCCAUCAAUGUUUGUACAUUGCAUUAUUUAAAAUAAUGACGCGUUAAAUUGUCCUUUUGUGACUAUUUGCUGGGCUGGCUUUUCAAGAUGUUAGAUGUCAUUUUCAUACAGUGAUGCAUGUUGACAGUUUUCAUUUGUUUCAAUGUACUGGCUUUGGUUUAAGGAUUUAAAUAAACUGUUAAAGUUAA